AACAGCAGUAAACAUGGUCGAUGGUUUAGCAUCACGAAUGAUUUCACAAUACAUGUAAUCAUCAUAUCAGCUCCAACGUAUGCGCCCCACAGCUUCCUGCCCUGAGAGACACCAUCAAGGGCAUCUUCUUUUAUUUAACCUCGGAGGAGUGACUCUUGCUUCAUUCGCUUCCUGGUUCGAUGGGAGGAGUCGCUGUUAACUGAAGGCCAUCAUGGCCCCUGCAAGGACUUUGCUCCAGUGGGCCCGCUGUCAGGACGGUGCAUCUCCAAGUCAGGACCAGGAGAGGGAGGAGUACUGGGGAGAGCUGUUUGACCAGCUGGAUCUCAACAAAGAUGGAUUCAUUGACAUAGAUGAACUGCGAAAAGGGCUGGCAGGUCGAGGACUGUCCAAAGCUUCAUUAGAGAAGAUUGUGGCGGCAGGAGACAUCAACCAGGAUGGUGUGCUUGACUUGGAGGAGUUCAUCCAAUACCUUCGUACGCAUGAAAAGCAGCUCAAACUCAUGUUUCGCAGCCUUGACAAGAACAAUGACGGUCAGAUAGACGCUGCAGAGAUCCAGCAGUCUCUCCACGCUGUUGGCUUAGACAUCAGCCUCAGGGCCGCCACCAGGAUUUUAAAAAGUAUAGACAAGGACGGGAACAUGACCAUUGACUGGAAUGAGUGGCGUGACUACUUCCUGUUUAACCCACUCACUAACAUGGAGGAUGUGGCACGCUAUUGGAAACGUUCAAUGAUGCUGGAUUUAGGCGAGCAGCUGACAGUUCCAGAUGAAUUUUCUGAAGAGGAGAAGAAAUCUGGUUAUGUGUGGCGACAGCUAAUGGCGGGAGCCUUGGCUGGAUCAGUAUCACGGAGCGGGACCGCCCCCUUAGACCGCCUCAAAGUCUUCCGUCAGGUUUAUGGUUCCUCUGUGUUUCGAGGCAAUGUGCUGAGUGGUUUUCAGUACAUGGUGAAAGAGGGAGGAGUGCCGUCAUUUUGGAGGGGCAAUGGAAUCAAUGUUCUUAAAAUUGCCCCAGAGACUGCAAUCAAGUUUACAGCUUAUGAGCAGAUCAAGCUCCUAGUGUGUGGCAGGAAAGAUACCAAGAAUCUAAGGGUUCAUGAGAGAUUUCUUGCGGGCUCUUUGGCUGGGGCAAUAGCUCAGACAGUCAUCUACCCAUUAGAGGUUCUGAAGACUCGCCUCACACUAAGAAUAACAGGCCAAUUCUCAGGAAUGGCUGACUGUGCCAAGCAGAUCCUGCAGAGGGAAGGUGUUGCAGCCUUCUACAAGGGUUAUGUGCCCAACAUGUUGAGUAUUGUGCCUUACGCCGGCAUCGACCUGGCCGUCUACGAGACUCUGAAGUUUGCAUGGCUAAAUAGGAACAGAGGGGUGGCUGACCCAGGGGUUGUGGUACUGGUUGGUUGUGGUGCCAUUUCCAGUACAUGCGGGCAGCUGGCAAGUUACCCUCUUGCACUGAUCCGCACCCGAAUGCAAGCUCAAGACUCAGUGAAAGGAUCCCCUAAGCUCUCCAUGUCCUCCUUGAUUCACAAUAUUGUGACCCAAGAGGGUUUGGCAGGCCUUUAUCGAGGAAUUUCCCCCAAUUUGCUGAAAGUCAUCCCUGCCGUCAGCGUGUCCUAUGUCGCAUAUGAAUACACGAGGAUAGCCCUGGGAGUGGACGUGGAGGGUAGGCGGGGAGGUAGAGGGAAGGUGUAGAUGGUUUGUUGUGGCUGGCACAUACAGAACCUGCAUGAGGAAAUGGACCUUGACAGUGGAUGAAUUCAGAGCCCUGUGAUUGCAAGUCAAAGAGACAAGACAUCCCUGCCUUUGGAUGACCUCACCUGACCUGGCAAGUUGCUGUGAACAAUUUAAUGUUUGAGUUGCAUUGCACGGCAUGCCCAGCAGUCGUUGCUGCGUAAUAAACUAAUGAACUUGCCGUCAAGAAUUGCAUGAACUUACUUGAAAGGCGGCAGGUAGAGGGUGUACCAUAAGGAAUGGUGUGUUUUGAAAAUGCCAGAGGAUUAUACAGAUUUUUCUCCACCUCGCAGGUGAGCUGUAGAGAAGAUGGAUGCCUGGCAUGAGGACCAAUCCAGCAUCCCGAGGUCAUGGCAAACUUUGACACUUUUAAUGUGGACUGAAAUGUCUUAAGCAAAUGGUGUAAACACUGAAGGACAGAAGGGAUCAUCAGACAGUGGCUAUCUGCUCAACUCAAAAACAGUGAUCAUUCAGAGGGUAAAUAAGAACAUGUUUUUAUGGAAGUAUUACAAUAACACCUCUAGUCUCUAUAACCUUACACAAAAGGAUCGAUCAAAACUAAUUCCUUGAAUCCUGACUUGCCGGGAGAAUUGUUGGGUUAUCUUUCAAAAACACUUCAAUGUCAAUUGUCUUUUUACUUUUACUAUCUACCUACAAUACAACUUCUGGAUUAUAAAUGAGAAAAAUAUUUUUAUAAUGGCAAUAAGUACCGGCCAGUAUUUAUUUUUGAAUGACUGCAUUUUGAAUGUACUGCAUUUUAUUUGUCAUGAUACUUGCAUUGUGUUGGGCCUGUCGUUGUUGUUGGGUUUGGGAGAGUUGACCAUUUUACUUUGUUGGUUUCAGUGGGAAACAUCAACUCGAUAAAUAAGUGCAAAGCUACCUGUAUUUAUUUUUUAACGAUUGAUUUCUAAAGCACUGUUUUUUUGAUUGGCAUUAUGCUUGCAUUGUUUUGGCCCUGUGGUUGAUUCAAUGGGAAACAUCAUCAAAAUAAUUAAUAAGUGCAAUUAGGUCGUUCUGAAUUGUCAGUUAACGGGGUAGAUGAGAACAUGAUAAUAAACCAAUCAGUUAAAAUAACAUGAA
Dunckerocampus dactyliophorus (ringed pipefish) is the source of this 2803-nucleotide messenger RNA. It is a transcript of the gene slc25a23a, whose product is annotated as solute carrier family 25 member 23a. Lineage: Eukaryota; Metazoa; Chordata; Actinopteri; Syngnathiformes; Syngnathidae. Gene Ontology annotation, biological process: transmembrane transport. The coding region runs from base 212 to 1684 and encodes 490 amino acids. The transcript is spliced from 11 exons. Gene Ontology annotation, molecular function: calcium ion binding; ATP transmembrane transporter activity. The record is from RefSeq and is a predicted model, not a curated record.